CACUGGACGCCGUACGUCAUCGUUCACAACAAACAUGGCGUCCUCAAUGUCACUGCUCGGCUUCAGGCGUUUGUCUUUGAUCAAUGCAGCUUCUAAAUGGGCUCUGAAUCCUAUCAGGUCUACAAGCACAAGCACACCAAGGCUGGCAGAGAAAUCAGGACAAGACACGCAACUUAUCACAGUUGAUGAGAAAUUGGACAUCAGCACUGUGACAGGAGUCCCAGAGGAGCACAUUAAAACACGCAAGGUUCACAUCUUCGUUCCCGCCAAAACGGCCAUGCAGUCCGGAGUCAACAGCACCAAGAAGUGGAAGAUGGACUUCGACACCAGAGAGCGCUGGGAGAACCCGCUGAUGGGCUGGGCCUCAACUGCUGAUCCCCUCUCCAACAUGCUGCUUGCUUUCUCCUCCAAGGAAGACGCCAUCGCUUUUGCUGAGAAAAAUGGCUGGAGCUAUGACGUAACAGACAAGAGGAGCGCAAAGCCCCGAGUGAAGUCGUACGGAGCAAACUUCUCCUGGAACAAGAGAACCAGGAGGUCCGCUAAGUAAACUGAAGACGCCCACCUGUUAGCUGGUGUCAGCUGCUUUGACCUCAUUGUGUCCCACAGCAGACUUGUAUCAUUCUUGUCAAUAAAUGCAUAAUUAUAUACGUGUAAACCAAA
Molecule: messenger RNA, 660 nt
Organism: Labrus bergylta (ballan wrasse)
Lineage: Eukaryota; Metazoa; Chordata; Actinopteri; Labriformes; Labridae
Gene: ndufs4
Product: NADH:ubiquinone oxidoreductase subunit S4
Biological process (GO): electron transport chain
Source: RefSeq, a predicted model, not a curated record